AUGAUGAAGAGAGAGAUAAGAGUGUGUCAACAAACGUUGACCUUACUCUGCAAGAACUUUUUUAAAAAAUGGAGAAUGAAAAGAGAGUUUUUGAUGGAAUGGCUCCUUACAUUGUUCCUACUGCUUAUUUUGUGCAUAUUAAUUCCCAGGAGCUAUGAAGUUAAUCAUUUUUCUUCAUGGCAAAGCCUAUCCCUGGGAGAAGUCAAUUCAGUUAAUAUAUCAAGAUUUACUAUUGUAUACACACCUCAGACUGAAACAACCAAACAGAUAAUGAUGAAAGCAGCCUCAGCACUCCCCUUGAGAGGUAUAGAAGUCUUAGAUGAAGAAAGCAUGAAUUUUCCAUCAUACUAUGAUGAGGAAAGAGUAAGAGUCACUUUUACUACUACCUACUCUUAUCAUCUGCAAUUCUUGCCCGGACCCAGAAUCCACCAAGAACACAGUGACCACACAGCUCAUUGUUAUGGAACUUACUACUGUACUGAGUGUGAAGUUUCAAAAUUCUGGAAUGAAGGUUUUGUGGCUCUUCAAGCUGCCAUUAAUGCAUCCAUAAUAGAAAUCACAACACAUCACCCAGCGAUGCAGCAGUUGAUGUCAAUGACUGGAGAACUCAUGAGGCAAUACCCCUUCAUUGGUCAAACAGGACUCAAAAUCAAUAUCUUCAGUUUUUUCUGCAUUGUUUCCUUUUCCCCACUCAUCUGUUAUGCAACUAUGAAUGUCACAAAAGAGCACAAGAAGAUGAGAGGCUUGAUGACCAUGAUGGGUCUUCGAGACUCGGCCUUCUGGUGA
Messenger RNA from Condylura cristata (star-nosed mole), 786 nucleotides. RefSeq names its product ATP-binding cassette sub-family A member 8-like. Gene Ontology annotation, molecular function: lipid carrier activity; ABC-type transporter activity. The record is from RefSeq and is a predicted model, not a curated record. Gene Ontology annotation, biological process: transmembrane transport; lipid transport. Lineage: Eukaryota; Metazoa; Chordata; Mammalia; Eulipotyphla; Talpidae. Gene Ontology annotation, cellular component: mitochondrial inner membrane; intracellular membrane-bounded organelle.